Messenger RNA from Punica granatum (pomegranate), 888 nucleotides. The record is from RefSeq and is a predicted model, not a curated record. NCBI's taxonomy places the organism in Eukaryota, Viridiplantae, Streptophyta, Magnoliopsida, Myrtales, Lythraceae.
UGACAAUUUCUAGAUUUCACCUCCAUUAGCCAUUAACUGGAAAAACAAGAAAGUACCUAACUGCAGAAUCAUUCAGUCAGCAGCAGCAGAAGAAGAAGAAAGAAGAAGCAGAUGAUGGCAGCAGUGGCCUCUUCUCAGCAAAGCUUCCUUAUUAACAUCCUCAGUUCAACCUACAAACCUCAGAGGAGUUUGUUCCUAAAACAGGGCAACCUUAUCUCCUGCAAACACCCAGCACAAGAUGAUGAUGACCGCAAGUUAUGGUCUUCAAGAGGUGAGAAGAAUCAGCUAGCAAAGUUGGCAAUGGUGGCACUAGCAGCAGGGGUCCUGACGUUUGGAUCAGUUGGGGAUGCAUCAGCUGCUAAGAGCGGUGGGAGAGUCGGCGGGCAAGCUUUCCGUUCGUCAGCCCCUAAGGCUUCUGCCCCGAGAGGCAACUCCAGGACGAACAUUUACAUUAAUCCGCCAGUUGCCCCGCCAUUGGUGGGCGGGUACGGGUAUGGUUAUGGGGUGCCCUUCUACGGUGGCUGGGGCUGGUCACCUUUUUCGUUCUUCGCCCCGGGUCCCAGUGUUGCAGUUGGCAUCGGAGGUGGUUUCGACCUUUUGGCCCUUUUCUUAUUUCUCGGUGCUGUAGCUGCUGUUGUCAGGAGAUUCUUUGGGUCCAGGAACGAAGAAGAUGAUUACUAGACAAGGAUGUUCUUAGUUGCAACGAAUUUGUACUUAAUAUCUUAUAGUUAAAGUGGUUGUCAUGAUACAUUUACACAACUUGAAGAGGCAUUAAGGUACCCAAGCACAUAGAUAACUAUGUAAAACAGUUGAUUCGGGAUGAUAAGAGAUUUUGUAAUUACGCUAUUAACUAGGAAUGGUGGUUGAGGGAAAGCAAAUUUGUUUACA